CUUACUAAACCGUUGAUUAAAAAAACCAAAUCUCCAGUAGAAAUGGGUAAGCACAUCGUCAUUUCUAUGUUGAGUUCACUUGACUUUGUCCCUAACGUACACCCACUGAUUAAAAUACACUAAUCAUGGUACAACAUGCUGUUAGCAGGCAUACAUAUCAUAUAAGUAUCAUACCUUACAUGUUCAUACACAAUUAAUUAAUUCAUUAAAACAAAUUGCAAUUUGACACAAUAAUUCUACCAAUAAACACAUACAAUUCAUCGGGGUUUUUUCUAUUAAACGUGGCCAGCUAAAUCAAGUCGUGCGCCCUCUCUCUGUCUCACUCACUCUGUUCUUCGCUUUCUAUCCUUCUUUGCACUCAAAAGCCCUCAAAUUCCCUUUCAGUUUCUGUACCGUUUCUCUGAGAAAUGGGGGACAGAACAUUCUUAGUGAUAUUCUUCUUCUGGGCUGCCCUCACCAUCGUCACCCCGAUGCUCGUUCUCCUCUCGGAGUCUUCCAAACAAAGCUUGUUGCUCUCCAAUGGUGAUGUAGUGCAGAAUGCUGAAGUGGUGAAGCCAAGGAAGAUGAUGGGAUACGAAGCGGAAGCACCGGGGAAGAAACGGAACGGUACGGCUCUUGAGAAUGUUUCAGCUGUACCAAGUGAAGCUCCAAAGCCUUCCAUUGAAGAGACGGAUGAUGGAGAUUAUCACCCGCCGAGAAGUGAAGAACUUGUUUUUCCUGCUUCGGAAAGAUUGGCUGACGAGGAUUCAUGACAAGUCAAACGGUGGAAGAAGGAAAGAAAACAGAGCAUUUCGCAGUAGAGACAGAGUUGGUGAAAGGUACUUUGAGAAUCAGUUUGGUGAAAUUUGCACACUUCUUUGGCCCAGUUUGGAACAUAUGUAGUCGAUUCGUUUGAUGGAAUCCAGAAUCCAUCGUACAAGACUCUUAGAGAGGAAAUCGAAGAUCCACAUUGGUAGUAGUAGGAGCUGGUGUACAUACACAUCAAGAAGAAACAAACAAACAAACAAAAAAAAAAUAAAACAGUUUUGCUGCAGGUUCAUUACAAGUUCUGCUUGUAAAAUUUGUCUCCUCGACAUCUGGAAAGUAUUAGUGAUCAAACAAUUGGGAUGAAAUUAAUAACAGCAGAUGGUAAAAGUUGAAAAUUUCAAGAAGUGGGCUGAUCGUCGUCCAGUGAGGUUUGGCAUAAGGGCAACUCAAGUUUUGGACACAAUGGGGCUAUUAUUAUAGUGUUGUUUGGGAAAUGAUGAUGUGAUGAUAGAAAGAGAGAUGACUAAGCUACAUUUUUGUUUGUUUGGGUGGAAGUCCUUUUUGUUUCUUACAAGCUUUUUAUCUUUGGCGUGUCGAUGAAGAAAAACUAAUAAGCAAUAAGAUUUUUUUUUUUUAAAUUCGAUCAUCAUAAGCAAUAAGAUGGGGUUGUGGGGGAAUUUCAAGGCUGGACCUUUUGAUCAUUGCUUCCAUUUUCUGUUCCACGUAGUCCCCACCCCCAAUAUAAAAAAAGAAUGGAGAUCUUGGUGAAAGUUAAAUUUAUACAUUGUAAACCAUGCUUAUUUGAUGUUGUUCGUGGGAAGCUGAGAGGAUGAUGUCGAGAAGCCUAAGGAAAAGUGAUCCAGGAUGCACCGAUUCAACCUUGAGGACAAGGUUACUCUCGAGGGAGACGGUAUGAUAGAAAACCGAGUCUACUCGAUAUCUAUCCGUUUUUGGAGUUUGAAAGUUAUAUAUGAGUCUUAGUAUUUUUGUUAUGUGAGUUUUUGGAGUUUGAAUUAUUUGAUAUUUUUAUGUGAGUUUUUGGGAGUAUUUGUCAUUCUCGUAUUUGGCAGAAAAUAGAGUUAGUUUAACAGA
Molecule: messenger RNA, 1839 nt
Organism: Linum trigynum
Lineage: Eukaryota; Viridiplantae; Streptophyta; Magnoliopsida; Malpighiales; Linaceae
Source: the annotation of a GenBank genome assembly